Messenger RNA from Scatophagus argus, 6660 nucleotides. It is a transcript of the gene myh11a, whose product is annotated as myosin, heavy chain 11a, smooth muscle. The transcript has 37 exons. Gene Ontology annotation, cellular component: myosin complex. The record is from RefSeq and is a predicted model, not a curated record. Bases 1356 to 6413 code for a protein of 1685 amino acids. Gene Ontology annotation, molecular function: ATP binding; cytoskeletal motor activity; actin filament binding. NCBI's taxonomy places the organism in Eukaryota, Metazoa, Chordata, Actinopteri, Scatophagidae.
GAAUGCCUGGAGUGUGUUUUUGUGUGUAGUGUUUGUGUGUGUUUCUUCCUUAGGUUAGAAAAGUGCAUGAAGAAAGUUUCACUGAGUUGCCAAGAAAAUUUUGUAGUUAUUUCUUUCUCACACCAAGAAUUAAGAUCCCAGAUCUUACUGUUCUCGAGAUAGAAGGUGUUUACCCUAACAUUUGCCAUUUCUGUAUCUUACCCAACAGCAACAGACUUAGACUGCAUGAUCAUCAUCAUUACUGUACUGACUCGCAGACACUCGAAUGUUCAGUGAAGGACAUCUAGUGCUGGUUUAUCAUAUUGAAUUUUGUGUCAAAUUGUUAUGAACACCCUCUCACUGUCAGCGGGGAUGAGAUUGAAGCCUCGCUGGCAGUGAAAUGGUCUCUCACCAAUCAACGAGCACAGUGUGAGCAUGCCCAUCUCCUGUUCUUAUCUAUCAGACACAAUGAAAUCUUCCCAGUCCUCCCCUCCCCUCCAUCCCCCUCCUCCUUAUCUACCUGCCACAUGCCCUGAGGUGCAGCGUUGGCUCUCCUGUCCUAUAGUGUGUACUGGACCUUGAGGUUUGCACUGUGUGGAAAAUAUCCUAUAUCCUGUACUGCCUUAUCAACAUCCUGACUGGGCCAAAAUGAGCUCAGUCUCUGUCUGUAAGUCUUGAUUAAAAAACUCUUUUUGACCAGCACCUCAGACAGGAUCACACCUGAGUAAGAUGGCUCUCCCUGCUCCUGACUAGAUGUGGGUGGUUUGUGGUGUGUUCAGGUGUUGAUGUACGUAUCAGAAAGACUCAUUUGUGGGUCAAAGUGAUGCUUCACAUUACCAUUGACUUUACACACCCUCAAGGCCUUUGCGUCAGAGGAAACACCAUAUAGUAAGCUGUGCACCCGUGGACCACGUCUAAACAGAACACUUUGUUGGUUUCGACCCAGCCAACUGCUCCUUAGUUAACUGCUCAAGCAUUUUAUUUAAACAGUGUCUAAAAAGCAGUCCUGCCCAUCAGCUGUCACUUUCUCGCCAUUUUGCUGUGCUGUUUCUCGUCUUCUUUUUUCUCCUUUCUUUCCCCCCAGUGACUGAAAUGAACAAGGCCCUCCUCUCUGCUAUGCCUACUCUGUCUGAGUUGCACCUCUCCAGCUGGGGGAGCUGGAGAAGCAGCUCCUGCAGGCCAAUCCAAUCUUGGAGGCCUUUGGAAAUGCCAAAACCGUCAAAAAUGACAACUCCUCCCGAUUUGGUAAAUUCAUCCGUAUCAACUUUGAUGUGACCGGCUACAUUGUUGGAGCUAAUAUUGAGACUUACCUGCUGGAGAAGUCUCGUUGUAUCAGACAAGCAAAGACAGAAAGAGCUUUUCAUAUUUUCUACUACAUGAUCGCUGGUGCUAAGGACAAACUGCGUGAGGAGCUUCUCCUGGAACCCUUCAGUAAUUACCGCUUCUUGAGCUCAGGCCAUGUUCAGAUCCCUGGCCAGCAAGACGAUGAGAUGUAUGAAGAGACCAUGGAGGCCAUGAACAUCAUGGGCCUCACUGAAGAGGAGAGAAUCGAUAUCCUGAAGGUGUGUUCCACAGUCAUGCAGUUGGGAAACAUUGAGUUCAAGAAAGAGAGGAACCAGGAGCAGGCCACCAUGCCAGACAACACUGCGGCCCAGAAGGUGUGUCACCUGCAGGGGAUCAAUGUGACAGACUUUACCCGUGCCAUGCUCACCCCUCGAAUCAAAGUGGGCAGAGAGUUGGUGCAGAAGGCACAGACCAAAGAGCAGGCUGACUUUGCUACUGAAGCCCUGGCUAAAGCUGUGUUUGAGCGACUGUUCCGUUGGAUCCUGGCCCGGGUCAACAAAGCCCUGGACAAGACCAAACGCCAGGGAGCCUCCUUCCUGGGAAUACUCGACAUUGCCGGCUUUGAGAUCUUUGAGAACAACUCCUUUGAGCAGCUGUGCAUCAACUACACCAACGAGAAACUGCAGCAGCUCUUCAACCACACCAUGUUCAUCCUGGAGCAGGAGGAGUACCAGAGGGAGGGCAUCGAGUGGAACUUCAUUGACUUUGGUCUUGACCUGCAGCCCUGCAUUGAGCUCAUUGAGAGACCAAACAACCCCCCAGGCAUCCUGGCCCUGCUGGAUGAAGAGUGCUGGUUCCCCAAAGCCACAGAUGUCUCUUUUGUAGAGAAACUCCUGAACACACAAGGGAACCACAUAAAAUUCGCCAAACCCAAACAGCUCAAAGACAAGACAGAGUUUUCUAUAUUACAUUAUGCUGGGAAGGUGGACUACAAUGCCACAGACUGGUUGACGAAGAACAUGGACCCCCUGAAUGACAAUGUCACAGCACUGCUCAGCAACUCCUCCAGCCAGUUUGUGCAAGACCUCUGGAAAGACACUGACAGAGUGGUGGGCCUUGACACAAUUGCCAAGAUGUCAGACACCUCCAUGCCGAGCGCUUCAAAGACUAAGAAGGGGAUGUUCCGCACAGUGGGGCAGCUCUACAAGGAAUCUCUGGCCAAACUUAUGACCACAUUGCACAACACCCAGCCCAACUUUGUCAGAUGCAUCAUCCCCAACCACGAGAAGAGGGCAGGAAAGCUGGAUGCUCACCUGGUCCUUGAGCAGCUCAGGUGUAAUGGUGUCUUGGAGGGCAUCAGAAUCUGCCGACAAGGAUUUCCCAACAGAAUCGUCUUCCAGGAGUUCCGUCAGCGUUAUGAGAUCCUGGCAGCUAGCGCUAUACCCAAAGGUUUCAUGGAUGGCAAACAAGCCUGCUGCCUCAUGAUCAAGCAUUUGGACUUGGACCCCAACCUAUACAGGAUCGGACAGAGUAAGAUCUUCUUCCGCACAGGGGUGUUGGCCCAGCUGGAGGAGGAGAGAGAUCUGAAGAUCACUGUGGUCAUCAUCGCUUUCCAGGCCCAGGCUAGAGGCUUCCUAGCCAGAAAGGCAUUUGCCAAGAGACAACAGCAGCUCACAGCCAUGAAAGUAAUCCAGAGGAACUGUGCUGCCUACCUCAAACUAAGGAACUGGCAGUGGUGGAGGCUCUUCACAAAGGUCAAGCCUCUGCUGCAAGUGACCCGACAGGAGGAGGAGAUGAGUCUGAAGGAGGAAGAACUGCAGAAAGCCAAAGAAACUGCUGUGAAGUACGAAUCAGAGCUGAAGGAGAUCACCUUAAAACACACAUCGGUUUUGGAGGAGAGGAAUGCACUCCAAGAGCAGCUUCAAGCAGAGACAGAGUUGUAUGCCGAGGCCGAGGAGAUGAGGCUUAGAUUGGCGGCUAAGAAGCAAGAGUUGGAGGAGAUCCUCCAUGAGAUGGAGGCAAGAUUGGAUGAAGAGGAAGAACGUGCCCAGGCGCUGUUAGUGGAUAAGAAGAAGAUGCAACAGCAGAUGCAGGAAUUGGAGGAACACUUGGAGGAGGAGGAAGAUGCCCGUCAAAAGCUGCAGCUGGAGAAGGUUACCUGUGAGGGGAAGAUCAAAAAGCUGGAGGACGACAUACUAGUAAUGGAGGACCAGAAUAACAAGCUGCUGAAGGAGAGGAAACUGUUGGAGGAUAGAAUUUCAGACUUCACUACAAACCUGGCUGAAGAAGAGGAGAAGUCAAAGAAUCUCACCAAGCUCAAAAACAAACACGAGUCCAUGAUCUCUGAACUAGAGGUCCGCUUGAAAAAGGAAGAGAAGGGUCGACAAGAGCUGGAUAAGGCUAAGCGCAAGUUGGAAGCAGAGUCAAAUGACCUACAAGAGCAGAUAGCUGACCUGCAGGCCCAGAUCGCUGACCUCAAAGCUCAGCUUGCAAAGAAGGAGGAGGAGUUACAGAACGCCUUGGCCAGGCUAGAAGAUGAGACAGCACAGAAGAACAACGCUUUGAAGAAAAUCAGGGAGCUGGAGGGACACAUCUCUGACCUGCAAGAGGACCUCGAUUCUGAAAGGGCAGCUAGGAACAAGGCAGAGAAAAUCAAACGGGACCUCGGGGAGGAGCUGGAGGCCCUCAAGUCUGAGCUAGAGGACACCUUGGACACCACUGCCACACAGCAGGAACUAAGGGCCAAACGUGAGCAGGAGGUGACCCUGCUGAAGAGAGCCAUCGAGGAGGAGAACCGGACACAUGAGGCCCAGGUCCAAGAGAUGAGACAAAAACACACUCAGGCUGUGGAGGAGCUCACAGAGCAGCUGGAGCAGUCCAAACGAGUGAAGUCAAACCUGGAGAAGGCUAAACAAGCUCUGGAGAAGGAGACAUCAGAACUAACCAUGGAGGUGCGCUCACUCACCCAGGCCAAACAAGAGGGGGAGCACAAGAGGAAGAAGUUGGAAGGUCAAGUGGCAGAUCUACAGUCGCGCUUCACUGACAGUGAGAAACAGAAGGCCGAGCUGGGAGAGCGCUGCUCUAAGAUCACUAUUGAAUUGGAGAGUGUGACAAACCUACUGAAUGAAGCUGAGGGCAAGAAUAUCAAACUGAGCAAAGAUGUUAGCAGCCUUACCUCCCAACUCCAAGACUCACAGGAACUGCUGGCUGAAGAGACACGUCAGAAACUGCAGUUCUCUACAAAACUGCGGCAAGCAGAAGAUGACAAGAACAGCUUGCAGGAGCAGCUUGAGGAAGAAACGGAGGCCAAGAGGAAUGUGGAGAGACAUGUGUCCACCCUCAACAUCCAGUUGUCAGAUGCAAAGAAGAAGCUAGAGGAAAUGGUGGGAAACAUCGAGUUGCUGGAAGAAGGUAAGAAACGUCUGCAGAGAGACUUGGAGGCAGCAAACACUCAGUUUGAGGAGAAGGCCUCUGCAUAUGACAAGUUAGAGAAGACCAAAAACCGUCUGCAGCAGGAGCUUGAGGACACACUGAUGGACCUGGACAACCAGAGACAGAAUGUGUCAAACCUGGAGAAGAAGCAGAAGAAGUUUGACCAGAUGCUGGCCGAGGAGAAGAGUAUCUCCAGUAAAUAUGCAGACGAGCGAGACCGGGCUGAAGCUGAGGCCAGAGAGAAGGAGACCAAGGCCCUGUCUCUGGCGAGAGCUCUGGAAGAGGCCCAGGACUCCAAAGAAGAGUUGGAAAGAGCCAACAAGGCCCUGAGGAUGGAGAUGGAGGACCUGAUCAGCUCCAAGGAUGAUGUGGGGAAAAAUGUCCAUGAGCUGGAGAAGUCUAAGCGAGGCCUUGAAGCCCAGGUGGAAGAGAUGAAAACACAGCUGGAGGAGCUUGAGGAUGAGCUGCAGGCAGCUGAAGAUGCCAAGCUGCGUCUGGAGGUCAACAUGCAGGCACUGAAGGCUCAAUUCGAGAGGGACCUCCAGGGACGAGAUGAGAUGGGCGAAGAGAAGAAGAGACAACUUGUCAAGCAGGUUCGUGAGCUGGAGACUGAGUUGGAGGAUGAACGCAAACAGAGAGCCCUGGCAACAGCAGCCAAGAAGAAGCUGGAGACAGACAUGAAAGAUCUGGAGGGACAGAUUGAGACGGCCAGUAAGGGGCGUGAUGAGGCUAUCAAACAGCUCCGCAAGCUCCAGGCCCAGAUGAAGGACUUCCAGAGGGAGCUAGAAGAUGCCCGUGCUGCUAGAGAGGAGGUGUUGACUACCGCAAAGGAAAGUGAGAAGAAGGCCAAGAGUCUAGAGGCUGAGCUCAUGCAACUACAAGAGGACCUGGCUGCAGCUGAGAGGGCACGCAAGCAGGCAGAGGCAGAGAGAGAUGAGCUGUCUGAUGAGCUGGCCAGCAACACCUCUGGAAAGUCAGCCUUGGCAGAUGAGAAACGUCGUCUGGAAGCUAAGAUAUCUCAGCUAGAGGAGGAGCUAGAAGAGGAGCAGAGCAACAUGGAGAUCCUCAAUGACAGGCUGAGGAAGAGCACGCAGCAGGUGGAUCAGCUGAACAACGAGCUGCAGACAGAGCGCAGCACCUCCCAGAAGAACGAGAGUGCCCGGCAGCAGAUGGAGCGCCAGAACAAGGAGCUCAAGGCCAAGCUCCAGGAGAUGGAGAACCAGGUCAAGUCCAAGUUCAAGUCCUCCAUCUCCGCCUUGGAGGCUAAAGUGGCACAACUGGAGGAGCAGCUGGAGCAGGAGAACAGGGAGAAGCAGGCAUCUGCCAAGAGCAUGCGCCAGAAAGACAAGAAGCUCAAGGACCUGAUGAUGCAGGUGGAAGACGAAAGGAAACAGGCAGAGCAGUACAAAGACCAGGCAGACAAGGCUAAUACCCGCAUGAAGCAGCUGAAGCGGCAGCUAGAGGAGUCGGAGGAGGAUUCUCAGCGUGCUACAGCCGCUCGCAGGAAGCUGCAGCGGGAGCUGGAUGAAGCCAGCGAGGCCAACGACGCCAUGAGCCGUGAGGUCAACUCUCUCAAGAGCAAACUCAGACGUGGAAAUGAGCCUUCCUUUGGCAGCACACCUCGGCGUAUGGGUGGAGGCCGGCGGGUAGUCGAGGAUGCCUCAGAGGAGGAGGUUGACUCCCAAAGUGACUUCAAUGGAACCAAGUCCACGGAGUGAGGGACGUGAGAUAACAAGAUAUAAGAAUUACCUAGAAGUGCAAGGUCUGCCACGUCAACAGAGAAUAGCUUCCAAACCUGUUAUGCUAUUUAGUUCUUCCAUAUCACUUCAAAAUACAUAGUGUCUCCAAUUUCCAAUAAUGUAGUGAGCUAUCUUCUUGUCUCUGAGCACCUUUUCUUAACACGACACAAACAGGACUUGAUAUCAACUAGGGGAGUUGUUUGGUGGCUAUGCAGAUGUGUGAUUU